AUGGAGGAAGAUAGAAGACAAACAGACCUGGGCACAGCAGCCGAUAUCGAAGAAGCUCAGCUCGCUCAGACGAGUCAAUCCCCCGCCUUCCAAAAUGAGCCAGAGACAGCAACACCACUGAAGCAGCCAAAGAAGAGAUUCAUAGGACGAAGAGCAGCAGUUGAGGCCGCGGCAGUGCUCGGAGCAUCAGGGGAGAGCGGUGCUGUUCAGACUGCCAAACCUCGGAGGGCUCCCAGACUUCUAAAUCAAGUUCCUAAGGACAUUCUUGAGAACGCUGAUCUGAAGGCUGCCAUUGCGUUAUUGCCUGCUAACUACAACUUUGAGAUCCCCAAGACGAUCCACCGCAUUCAAACUUCAAACGCCAAGAGAGUUGCGUUACAGAUGCCCGAGGGCCUUUUACUCUUUGCCACUACUAUAUCAGAUAUCUUGACGCAGUUCUGCCCUGGUGUCGAGACACUCAUUAUGGGCGAUGUGACUUAUGGCGCUUGUUGUAUCGAUGAUUACACAGCAAGGGCCCUUGGUUGUGACCUGCUGGUGCACUAUGCUCACAGUUGCCUCAUCCCCGUCGACGUGACCACGAUCAAAACUCUAUACGUCUUUGUCGACAUCAGCAUUGAUGCGACACAUCUCCUAGCAUCCCUUGAGCGCAACUUUGCCAGUGGCAAAACCAUAGCUGUUGUCGGCACUAUUCAGUUUAACGCUACUAUCCAUGGCGUCAAAAGCAGUCUCGAGCGCGGUGGCUUCCGUGUUCUCGUUCCCCAGAUUGCACCAUUGAGUAAGGGUGAAAUUCUGGGCUGCACUUCUCCUCGUCUGAAAGACGACGACAAUAUCGAUCUGAUCCUGUACCUGGGUGAUGGUCGUUUCCACCUUGAGAGUAUCAUGAUUCACAACCCUUCUAUUCCAGCCUAUCGAUACGACCCUUACUCUCGAAAGCUCACGCGGGAGGCGUACGGCCAUGAGGAAAUGCAGUCUCUCCGUCGUACAGCCAUCCAUAGCGCUCGUACAGCACGCAAAUGGGGCCUGAUUCUUGGCGCCCUUGGCCGCCAGGGCAACCCGCAUACAUUGGGCCUCAUCGAGAAAGAGCUCAAGGCGCGAGGCAUUCCUAUCGUGCACUUGCUCCUAAGUGAGAUCUUUCCGGGCAAAUUGGCGCUCAUGUCGGAUGUCGAGUGCUGGGUACAGGUUGCUUGCCCUCGAUUGAGUAUUGAUUGGGGUUAUGCAUUCCCGCGGCCGUUGCUAACGCCGUACGAGGCACUUGUUGCAUUGGGCGAGCGACAAGAUUGGGGUGAAGGUGUCUAUCCCAUGGACUACUACGGAAAGGACGGGCUAGGAAGGACAAGGCCUUUGCAGAUUGCCUCAGGAUAG
Fusarium odoratissimum NRRL 54006 is the source of this 1362-nucleotide messenger RNA. RefSeq names its product diphthamide biosynthesis protein 1. Gene Ontology annotation, biological process: protein histidyl modification to diphthamide. The record is from RefSeq and is a predicted model, not a curated record. NCBI's taxonomy places the organism in Eukaryota, Fungi, Ascomycota, Sordariomycetes, Hypocreales, Nectriaceae. Gene Ontology annotation, molecular function: 2-(3-amino-3-carboxypropyl)histidine synthase activity. The transcript has 2 exons. The coding region runs from base 1 to 1362 and encodes 453 amino acids.